AUGAAAAAAUAUUGUUUUCCUUUGAAUGAUAAUCAACAAUGUGAACUUGCCUUAUUAUUUUCAACAAAAGGAAAUGGACAAUUUAAUUAUUUUGAUUUUAUGCAACAUUUUUCUAAUCAAUCAUCAUUAAAAAAUCGUAAUCUAAAUAUUUUUUCUCGUUCAACAUACGUUAUUCAAUCAAAACAAUCUUGGACAUGUUUACCAAUUACAAUUAAUUGUAUUCUUAAUCGAAUUCGUACUCAAUGUGUACAUAAUUAUGGAAAUAUCUACCGAGUGUUUAAAAUAAUCGAUAAAAAUCGUCAAGGAUAUUUAACUCAAAUUGAAUUUAAACAUUUACUUAAACAAUUUGAUAUUGAUCUUGAUGAAGAAGAAUUCUAUCAUGUUACAUCUGAAAUAGAUAAAAAUCAAGAUGGAGUUAUUUCUUAUAAUGAACUCUAUUAUGCAUUAAUUACUGAUGCUUUAAUAAUUUGA
This is a messenger RNA of Rotaria sp. Silwood2, 471 nucleotides long. The record is from the annotation of a GenBank genome assembly. NCBI's taxonomy places the organism in Eukaryota, Metazoa, Rotifera, Eurotatoria, Philodinida, Philodinidae.